This is a messenger RNA of Spizellomyces punctatus DAOM BR117, 3173 nucleotides long. RefSeq names its product linker nucleoporin NIC96. Bases 162 to 3008 code for a protein of 948 amino acids. The transcript is spliced from 4 exons. Gene Ontology annotation, cellular component: nuclear pore. Lineage: Eukaryota; Fungi; Chytridiomycota; Chytridiomycetes; Spizellomycetales; Spizellomycetaceae. The record is from RefSeq and is a predicted model, not a curated record. Gene Ontology annotation, molecular function: structural constituent of nuclear pore. Gene Ontology annotation, biological process: poly(A)+ mRNA export from nucleus; protein import into nucleus.
CGUUGACGCGCAGAUCGCAAGCGACGAGAUCUUUCUCCAAGGACAGAUAGUUUCCAACCUUGGAGCAUUUGGAGAGUCCUUCUCCUUGAAAGAGUCACAGUAUAUUGUCUGGUGCAUCUGUCUACGCAGUUUCAUGACAGCCGCUUAAUUCCUGGACCCGAAUGCAGAACCAAGCCAGAAUGUUGCAAGGUGGAGCAACCGAUCUCAGACAACUGCUUGAGCGGUCAAGACAGCUCACAGUUCACAUUAAUCCGUCUGAUGUGCCACAAUUGGAACGUGGUCUUGAUCAGAUCAAGGCCGAGUCAAAGCGCCUCUACAAGCGGACGACCCGUGUAGCAGAACCAGGAACGACGAGUACUGGACCUAGUGGUCCAGCUGGGAUGGAUCCACGAACUGCUAUUCUACUCGCCAACAAAGGUUUCGAUCCAGAUAAAGUCCGCCAAAACCUCGAUCAGAUUGAUUUGGCACAAAGCUUUGAGCCCCUGCACGCUGUACGGGAUACCGACAUUGAGGGAUAUCUAAACAAUGAGUAUGAAAACAUUGUGACGGUUGCCAUUCAUGAGACAAAGAGAGAAACGGAUAAGGCAUUUGACAAUGCAUUCGAAAAGUUGCUGUAUCGAGACUGGGAACGAGCUAGGAAGAAGGUCUUCCAGGAAUUAGGGGCGCACAGUGCUCCAUGGGGUACUCCGGAUCACAGUGGUGCUCAGGUUGGAAGUUUUCGUAUGGACCAAUCUAUUGGCCCCAGAAGAGCAGGAAUAGGUGGCCUUGGUGCGGGCCCUGGAGCUGGUACCGAUACUUCUAGGACCGAGAGCGGUAUGGGCAUGCAUCCGCGACUCGGAGCGUACUUCAAAGUGGUGCGAGAGAUCAAUCAGAGGCGACUGGCAGGACAAAACGUUGAUGUCAUUAUUGCAUUUUUCGAAGCCGCUCAGACACUUGCGACCAACGACACGUCCCAGCGCAUGCUGGCACGAUGCUGGACCCUUUUGUACCGAAUGCUUGGAGGAGAUCUCGAUUACGCAAGAGAUCCCAGCCGACCGCUUUUGGAGCCACGUCAAUUCGCCGGUGUCCUCGCAAACCCUGCUACAGCGGGUGAAUUUCGACAGAAAAUCGCCAAAGGCGCGCGCGCUUGGCUGGAGGAUAACUAUCGUAGUUGGGUUUCGGAUUUUGUUCGCAGACAGCAUGCAGCUGUUGGAGGCAAUCCGACUGUGCACAGCGAAGUGAAGGCCAUGUUGGAAAUGCGGUUCUGUAGGAAUACUGGCUGGAUGAGGGGAUUAAGACUCGUCCACGGUCAUCCAUUUUGGGCACAUGUCUUCACUUUGGUGCGAUGCGGAUUGAUCCAAGAGGCAAGUCAACAUAUCGAUCAGCACGCAGACUUUUUGAAAACGGCCGCCCCCUAUUUUGCGGCAUACUUUAAAGCUUGGGCACAAGAUCCUUCCGGUAGACUCGCGCGGGAACUGCGUAAUCGAUUGCUCCAGGAAUGGAACGCCCAUUUGCGAGAUCACGAUAAUGAUCCCGAAGUCGAUCCCUUCCAACUCGCGCUGUACAAAAUCAUUGGACGUUGCGAUGUAUCCAUUAAAACAAUACGCAACUCUAACGUAAUCGGGUCAGCCGAGGACUACAUGUGGCUGCAGUUUAUGCUUGCAAAGGAGCAAGUGCUCGAAACUGAUGCGCUACAAGAACGGUACACAUUACGUGACGUCUCUCUCAAAGUCCGGCACUUUGGUCUUGACCACUUCAAAAACCCAGUGAUAUGGUUUCAGAUGCUUCUGCUCUGCGGUGAUUUCGAAUUGGCGAUAUCUGAAUUGUUGAAGCAGGAAGCUUUCUCGGUGGACGCACUUCACUUUGCGAUCGCAAUGGUUUAUUAUGGCGUUUUACGGGUGCCAAAGAAUCCGAAUGAACUUCAAGAUGGGAAUAUGCUAAUUGUGGCGGAACAGGUCUCUCUUCCUUCCAAAACAACCUACACAGUGUACAACUUCAACGUCGCGCAAUUGAUUGGAGCGUUUGUAGGGGAUCUUGGACGAAGUGAUCCAAUCGCUGCCCUACAAUACGUGUUCUUCCUCGGUCUUUUGGGUGAGCCGCUCACACAUCAAGAUAUGCAACUUGCAUGGGGACAACGGGCGCAAUCGGUUUCUUCGCAAGGGGGCCCGCAAUAUACCACCUUUGCGCAUCGACUGAUUCGUGAUGUGGCUUUGGCGUCAAAGGACUUUGAGAAGCUUCUUGGAGAGGCUGGGCCUACUGGAACCCACGUGCCUGGUGAAGCUGAACGGUAUCGAUCCCUCCUCCACAUACGCAAUGCGGAAGAGUUCAAGCUAUAUAUCACAAUACCAUCGGCAGAGCAAGCAGAGCGGGCUGGUCGAUUCCAGGACGCCCUACGGCUCUACUAUCUUGCUGGAGAGCACGGUCGCGUUAUUGAGCUUUUGAGUCGGCAACUUAGCGACAGGCUCAUUGCUCACCGAUACCGCGAUGAUGUGGAUUCGAUAUCGCGUGAUGACCAUUCGGGACAGAUAACGGACGUGUUUGUGCGCGUUGGCGAUCCUGUGGAGCUGGCACAACAGCUGUUGGACUUUUACAAGAGUAAUCCACAAAUGCUGGGGAGAAUUACCAUUGAAGCUCGUCAAACAUGUGAAUUGCUCACCAGAUUAAUGCGAUUCAUGCAGCUGUGCGACAGAACAGCUUACGAUGCCGCAUUACCCCUUCUACUGCAGACGGGGCUGGUGCCAACCAAUGUGAAUGAGGUUCAUGCCAAGGCCAACGCGUUCAGACUGGUUUCGGAUUUAGUGAGCAAGACCAUGUCCGAUGUUUUGAUUGCAGCUUGUACAGCCAUUAGCCAUAUCCACCAAACACUCACGAUGCAGCGGGUGACGGCUGGACAAGCACCAGGACGGGACCGACACCUAGCGGAGCUCAAGGAGCUAGCGGCUGCUUUGACCAUGUAUGCGGGACAGCUGCAGUAUAGAAUUCCGAGCGAGACGUUGAGCAUUAUGAACAAGUUAUUUGUGAACAUGUAGUUUGUUCUGGCAGUUGUGCUGAAUGCAACUGGCUUCUCGCUUUGGGAUAGUGGUGCCAAAUUAAUGAGAAUAUGUGGAGGGAAAUCUUGUAUAUGAGGGGGCGGCGUUUCAAUGAAUACAUGUAAAUUUGAAAUCAGCUGCUGUCAGAAACUAAGUGCUUGACCU